AACUCAACUUGCAAAACCCUAAACAAGUGACACAAAAACCAGUAAAACAAGCCCGCGAACAGAAAAAUAAAAACAGCAAUUAGGGUUUCUCUAAACCCUGUUCUCUGGUUGAGGGAGAGAUUACGCAUCUUGAGGGAGAGAAAGCACAGAGAAGGUUUGCAAUUCUCAACGUAAUUUCUAGGGUUCGUAUCUGGUUGUCCGUCAGUGAAGAUGGGGAGAAAGAAGAAGUCUUUCGUGGACAAGAAGAAGUCUGCAACUUUUUGCCUCCUCGCUAGGGAUUCAUCUGAACCAGCAUCAGAAGCCCAAGCUUCGAGUGAUAGGGUUUUCGUUAGGGUUGAUAAUAAUCCUUACUGCGUUGACGGAUUCUCAGAAGAAGAUUGUUUUGCUUCGAAUAACCAAAAUCAGGAACCAGUUGAUGAAUCGAUAUUUGCAGAUGCUGAUGAAGAUGAUGAUAGUGAUGAAGAAGUUGCAGAGAUAUUGGGAAACCCUAGAAUUGGAGGUUUUGAGAGUUCCUUCUCUUCAGGUCCUCUUCGUGAUCAUAUUAGGAGGGAGAUUUUGGAGUUAGGGUUUCCUGAUGAUGGGUAUAACUAUCUUCAACACUUGAGGGAGAUCAAGCAAUCAGGAGGCGGUUCUGCAUUCUACGAGAACAGCAAAGCGAAACUGGACCAAGUUCGUCUCGACGUAAAGGCGUAUGAUGCAUCAAAACUGCAAAUCAAGUCUGAGGCUUCAGAGGAUUUAUAUAGAGUGGCUUCAAAAACAUAUGGAGUCAGGGUUCAAAAGGUCGUGCAUCCUGAGGUGGUUGCAUUGCUCAAUGAUUCAGACGGUUCACAGUUUGGUUCUGAUGUGGAGGACUUGGAAGAGGAUUUUGUGGUUCAAGCUAAUCUAGCUGAUGAAGGUGAUGAUGAACAAAGUGAAGAUGUAGGUGGUUCUAGAAGUUUGAAGGUUAGAGAUAAUGACACUCUUUCUCCUUUGAAGAAAGCCGGCGUGAGUGAUGAUCAUGAUGACCAACCAGUUAGUAGUGGCUUUAAAGGGGUGAGUGGUGUAGGCAAUGAGGAGGAGGUGAGGUUACGCAGGCCCUUGGACGAGCAAUUCGAUUUGAUGAUGCUCCGCGAGUAUGACAACAACAGCGAGGAUUUCGAGGGUCAUGACUACGCCUCAGAAGAUGAUGAUCCUCUCGCUUCCAAGCUCAACAAUGCCCUGAAAUGCCACCCAGUGGAUGAGCUUGACCUCCUAGACAAGUACAGAGUACCUGCCGAUUUUAUUCAUCCAAAACACCCAGAUAAAAUAGAGGAAUACCCAUCAAAUUCUUUGGUAGAAGUGAUCCGUAAAUGUUCAGAAUAUGCUGAAAAGUACAAUGUUGAAGGAGAAGAAGAGGGAGUAAUGGAGAUCAAGGAGAGCAGCGAUGAGUCUGAAGUGUGGGACUGUGAGUCUGUGAUUUCUACUUAUUCAAAUCUAGAUAACCACCCUGCAAAGAUCGGGUCACCUGAAAAACCUAGAAAGAAGUUAAGUGAGUUGGUGUCGAGAAAGCAAGAUAUCAAGAGUCCUUUGAUUUCCCUUGGAGGCAAGGAGAAGUUACCAGUGGAGUUCUUGCCACUUGGGAAAAAGAUGGAUAGUGCUGGGGAGGUGAAAUCUGGGGGUCAGGAGAAGAGGGGAAGGGUUCGCUUUGGGGAGACAAAGGAGGAAAAGAAGGAACGGAAGACUGCUAUCAAAGGGGAGAGAAGGGAAGCAAGGAGAGCGAAGAAAGAGUUGAAAUGUGUCUACAGAGGCGAGGCCCAAAGGGCUCAGCAGGUUGCUGCUGUUUCAGGCCCAUCUUCAAUUCAUUUAGCCUGAAGCUUUCUUUCGUUUCCCUAUUGAUUAGUUUGUUUAUUUGGUGAAAAACCUUUGUUUAAAUGUAGAGAUGGAUUCCUCGUUUUUCAGUAUGAGAGGCUUCCUUCACUUUAGAGAUAUGUGAGAUGGAAAAGGAACUUGGGGAAGGAAACUGAGAGGAAGGGAAAGGGGGUAGGAGGUGUAUGUUAGUGCAUUCUGUUUAAUUUCAUCUCUCUUCAGCA
Amborella trichopoda is the source of this 2048-nucleotide messenger RNA. Its product is annotated as Low temperature viability protein. The record is from RefSeq and is a predicted model, not a curated record. Lineage: Eukaryota; Viridiplantae; Streptophyta; Magnoliopsida; Amborellales; Amborellaceae. Gene Ontology annotation, biological process: ribosomal small subunit biogenesis; ribosomal small subunit export from nucleus. Gene Ontology annotation, cellular component: preribosome, small subunit precursor; cytosol; nucleus.